CUUUAUUUCGAAUAUGGCAAUUUUUUGUUUUUUUCGAACUGUCAUACAAAAUGCAACCCUUCCGUGCAACUUUUCCAUGAUACAUGUUUGACGGUUCGUUUAGCAACAUGUUUGUUGAAUUUCCAAGGCGUUGCAACAUGUUCUCUGCUUUGCUAGCCGUCGUCAAAAAGGGUGGCCGCAAUCGUUAAAAAAACGGCGAGUGAAUUGGUUGGCGGCGCGGCGUGUAGCAAAAUUUCACCAAAAAAUUUGUGUACUUAUUUUUCUGCAAAAAGCAAACGCAUUUCACUUGUAAAAUCAAUUAAUUGGUACGAAUGCGCUAAAAAUUCGUUGCAUUUUAGUUUCAUUGCCUGUGAUGCAGGCGGUAGGCAGUGCAUCAAGUUUGUAAACCAGCAAAAAAUUAACAAAAAAGCAAGAAAAAUCGGUGUAAAUGCUUGCAAAGUGUGAGAGAAUCUAACAAAAAGCAAAGCAAACACAGUGAAUAUUUUAUUCGUGGCUGGUUUUCUAUCCCCUCGCUCUUCGUGUUUUUGUUAAAAAUGUGGUUCGCAAAUUGAUAAAAAACUUUCUUGUUAACCAAAGUAUCGUCCAAGUUCUUAGUGGAUUACUAAAAAGUAAAUUAAAUAAAUCGUUUGAAAAUAAGUGAGUGCAGGCAGACGACUAAAGGAAGAUGUACGUUUUGUUUGUUUGCAAGAAAAAAGAAAAAUAAGUAAAAAAUUCACCAAGUACACAUAUGUACACAAAACAGUAAUCUGAAAAAAUUGGUUACAAGCGGAAGAACGCGAAACAAACCAGAGAAAUGCACCCGUGUUAUUGUUGCUCCCACUAUAUUUGCGAUGCUUGCCCACUCGCCGUCUCACAGCUGUCCCAACUUCAAUUAAAGAUCCAUCAUUUAUUUACUUGCCUAUCGACUGUUCAACUCCUGCACGUUGGAGUAUUUUAAUUAGUAUCGGUAUAAAAGUCGUUUAUUUGGGCUUGAAAAGCGAACAAAGUUUAAUACAGGAAACUAUAAAUGUGUAAACAAAUCGCAAGCAUCAACCUGGAAUAUCAUCAGACGGCUUAAAAGAACAUAGCCAUAUUUGUAAAUCCGUGGGUGGAAAAGGACUUUGCGGAAUUUGUAUUCAAUGUACAUACAUAUGCAGUAGCAAGCAUAGUGUUUUUAGAGCUUUUAAUCAACGCUUAAGAAAAUUACGCUAAGUCAGCGCUCUACGUUAAAUUCACUUAAAAAAUAACCAUUUAUUAGAUUUGUGUGAAAUUUAAAAUUAUUAAGACAGUGUUUCCAAGUGUUUGUUCGUGUAAAUGUUAGUUAAAAAGUGUUGUCAAAAGUAAUCAAUAUUAAAUAAGUAUAAGAAAAAAGUUGAAAUUGCAUAAUAUUGCAAUACCUACAUGAUAUCAAGUUAUGAAAAAAUCUAAAUUUCAAAAGUAGACUAUAAAGUUGCUCUCCAUCAAUUUAUUUGAUUUAUAAAAUCAAUUACCAGUAUCGUGUCGCGCGCGCGCGUUCCAUUCUACUACUGUUGUUGCGGGAAAUUUUCAUCAAUUGUAUGGCAAUUUGUUGAAUGGCGGCCAUUGUUGGCCCCAAAAGGCAAACCGAAAGCGGAAUAAGGGCCAAUCCCAUCCCCAAUUAUAGCCAUAAUCACAAUAGCAUUUAUACACAUACUAACCGCCAUAUUCGUACGAGCGUUAACAACUGUUUUGGCAUUAGCACCAACUCCAGCGCCCAACAACAACAGUUCAGUGGUCAUACAGCAGUAGUGUCCGUCGCUGCACCCAUUUCGCGUCCUCGUUCGCGUAUUUCAAUGAGCGUAUCAAUGUCACUGGUACAGGGAGGAGCUGCUGGCGGUGCCCCACAAGGUGCCAUUCUAGCUGCUGCAGCACCAUAUUAUCAGCCACCUGCUGUGCCACAGGAUGUGCAGCCGGAUCGUCCCAUUGGCUAUGGUGCCUUCGGAGUAGUAUGGGCAGUCACAGAUCCACGCGAUGGACGACGCGUUGCGCUUAAAAAACUUCCAAAUGUCUUUCAGUCGCUGGUCUCAUCGAAAAGAGUUUUUCGUGAAUUGAAAAUGCUUUGCUUUUUCAAGCAUGAAAAUGUACUCUCAGCAUUGGACAUUUUACAACCACCUCAUUUGGAUUUCUUCCAAGAAAUAUAUGUGAUAACCGAACUCCUACAGUCAGAUCUCCAUAAGAUAAUCGUCUCGCCACAGCAUCUCUCCGCCGAUCACAUCAAAGUGUUCCUCUACCAAAUAUUGCGCGGUCUCAAAUAUCUGCAUUCGGCGCGCAUCCUCCAUCGCGACAUCAAGCCCGGCAAUCUGCUCGUGAACUCGAAUUGUGUGCUGAAAAUAUGCGAUUUCGGUUUGGCGCGCGUCGAGGAGCCCGAUCAGGCCAAACACAUGACGCAAGAGGUUGUCACACAAUAUUACCGCGCACCGGAGAUAUUGAUGGGCGCUCGCCAUUAUUCGUCCGCUGUGGAUGUUUGGUCGGUCGGUUGCAUUUUCGGCGAACUGCUCGGUCGUCGCAUUCUCUUUCAGGCACAGAAUCCCGUGCAGCAGCUGGAGUUGAUUACGGAACUGUUGGGCACACCCUCCAUGGAGGAUAUGCGUCAUGCAUGCGAUGGCGCCCGUUCACAUAUGCUGCGUCGCGCACCCAAGCUGCCAUCAUUUUCGGCGUUGUACACGCUCAGUUCGCAUGCGACGCACGAAGCAGUGCAUCUGCUAUGUCAAAUGUUGGUCUUCGAUCCGGAUAAGCGCAUCACAGUGACGGAUGCUCUGGCGCAUCCCUACCUGGACGAGGGUCGUUUGCGAUAUCAUUCGUGCAUGUGCAAAUGCUGUUUCACUACCUCGGCCGGUAUGCGUCAAUAUACGGCCGAUUUUGAGCCAUCAGCUGGUCAGCCAUUUGACGAUCUGUGGGAGCGAAAGUUGACUUCGGUGCAGCAAGUCAAAGAGGAAAUGCACAAAUUCAUAGCGGAGCAACUGCAGACGGGACGAGUGCCACUUUGUAUAAAUCCGCAAAGUGCGGCCUUCAAAAGCUUUGCUAGUUCAACUGUGGCGCAUCCUUCCGAAUUGCCGCCAUCGCCACAUCAAUGGGAAUGACGGCAAAAUGAGGCCAUAGCCGCCUAAAAGUAGAUACUAAACAACAGUUAUUAUUAUAAUUACAGCAACAACAAACAGCCAACAAUACCACCCGUUUUAACCAAAUUCUUUUCAUUUAAAUUUAAUUAAACUAAAUAAAUGUAAUAUGUAUAUAAAAACACAACGCUGAAAUUAUGAUGCAGCAGCAGAUAAAAUAGCCGGAAUAAAACGACGGCAAAGAAACGAUAAAAAGAGCAACAGCAGCAGCAACAGCAGCAGCAGCAGCAGCAGUAGCAGCUAAAAACCGAGUGACAGCGACAAAUAUUAUAAAGAACUUUAAUAGACUCUUAUUUUUAAGAAUAAAGCAACGAUUUUAAUUUUUAAGUUAAAAGUGUAACGUAAAUGGAUGGAUGCAUAAGCAGAGGAAGCGCCAAUGGGCAGCCACGAAAAAUAAUUGAAAAAAGUCAAAAGUUGAAGCGGUGUAACCUGGCGGAGCUGCCACCACAUUUGAAGAAGUUUUACGAAGGAAGAAUGAAUAGAAAGUGAAACAAAGCAGAGCAUAAUAACUAAAUAUUAUGUAAAUUAAUUAAAGUAGAAACGAAGUGGAGAGAAAUGUAACAAUGAGCGGUACAGUAAUCAUUCCACCACCGAUUAAAAACACAAAAAAAAAGAAACACAAGCAAAGGAAUAAUUUUGCGCAGAAGAUGCGGAAGAGGGCAGUAAGUAAGAAUGCUGCCCAAAGCAACACUAGUCGCCUGAAGUGAACUGAAGACAGGAAAAUUGAAGCGGUAAAAGAGUGAAGCACACAAAGCUAUGCUGCGAAAAGCUUUUGGGGUUGCGCGUAAAUGAACAGCUGAUGCUGAAGUGUGUUUUAAUAGAAGCAGAAGAAGAAGUAGACAGCAGCCCCGAGAAUGAGCCAUUGAAAUGGUGACGUCACAAAAAAUGCGCAGUCAAUGCUGAGCAGCGCAUUUGUGGGAGCUUCGAAGUAGCAAAUUCCGGCGUGCGAGGGCUACAGUAAGUGUAGCUGCAAAUUAUGGCGGCAAUAAGAAGUCAAAAACUAUCGCUGACGAUUGUAAGGGAG
Messenger RNA from Rhagoletis pomonella (apple maggot), 4137 nucleotides. It is a transcript of the gene nmo, whose product is annotated as serine/threonine-protein kinase NLK2. Bases 1551 to 3077 code for a protein of 508 amino acids. Gene Ontology annotation, biological process: protein phosphorylation; intracellular signal transduction. Gene Ontology annotation, molecular function: ATP binding; MAP kinase activity. Lineage: Eukaryota; Metazoa; Arthropoda; Insecta; Diptera; Tephritidae. Gene Ontology annotation, cellular component: cytoplasm; nucleus. The record is from RefSeq and is a predicted model, not a curated record. The transcript has 8 exons.